This is a messenger RNA of Calypte anna (Anna's hummingbird), 3627 nucleotides long. RefSeq lists its product as uncharacterized. NCBI's taxonomy places the organism in Eukaryota, Metazoa, Chordata, Aves, Apodiformes, Trochilidae. The record is from RefSeq and is a predicted model, not a curated record.
CUUUCCGGAAGAGGCGGGCGGGGCCGCCGCGGCGCUGCCCCUCUCCAAGAUGGCGGCGGCUCCCUCGGCCUUCUCCCCCCGCUCACUCCUGCGCAGGCUCCGCAGACCCCCCUCCAAAAUGGCGAUGAUGUCAUAACCACGAGAUUAAACGAGCAGUGAUGGAAUCACUGGACACUGAGGUGAGAGCACGGAAGACUCUGGGGACUGUUGAAUAUGUUGAGUCUUCCAGUUUCCCCCAGGGCAUCCUGCCCACCAAGAAGGAUGUGGUUCAGAACAUGCUGUAUUUGCUGCAGCCCAAACGAGCUGGCCAGGCCCAGCGCUCCAGAGAUGCAGCCCAGCUGCUCGCUGAGCACCCAGAGCACUGGUUGGUGUGCAACUUGCAUACCAUUGCCACCCAAAAUAUAAAGAAACUCAUCCUCAAAAUGUAUGAGGAGUUUACCAGAUUGUACCAGACCAGGAAGCAGAGACAGAACCAGGCUUUUACCGAGCGGGCAGACAAAUUCAACGAGAGUUCAGAGAAGCUCUUUGACAUCUUCUGCACCGACACGGAGCUGAGGGAUAAACUGGAGGAAUACAGUGGGAUCAAAAUGACCAGCAUUGAGUGGAAAUUCCUGGAAGAUCAAAGGAGUGAGAGGAAAAUGUACUACGAAGACUUCACGGACAAGCAAGAGCUGAAGAUGAUGGAGAGGAGACAAAAGAUCCAGUGUCUGGAGCACUUCAGGAAGCUGGCCAAGGAGGAGAAGGAAGGCACCAAAGCCAAGGAAAGGAAAUACAAAAGCGAUGAGCAAUCAGACGAAGGCACCAGCGUGGAUGAGGCCUACCCUGCCGAGGAGGAGGAGAACGGGGGGGCCCCCGCCUUCUCGCUGCGGGGCCGCCGGAAGCGCCGCUGCACCAUUCCUGCCGGCGCCGCCGUGCCCUUGGAGUGCGAGCACAUCCGGAUGAGCAUCAGGCGGGUCAGGCCGGGCUUCUAUGAGACUGUGGAGAAGGUCCAAAACUGCUAGCGCACGCCGCCGCCCUCUGCAGGCAGGCAGGCAGGGCUGCUGGAGCACCAGGCGGCAAGGCACACGUCUCAGCAACUUUGAAACCCCACCCUCGACUGGAAGCGAUUGUUGGGAGAUCCUCCCUUCCCCCCGGCAGCACUCGGGAACCUCCCAGAAGAGAGCACUGGGACAGCGACCACAGCGGCAAGGACUGAAAGCCCCGAGUUUGGGAGAAGGAGGCAUCAGCACGAAACAGUGCUGAGGCUCUGGCAACCCGAGGUCACGAUGGAAGCUGCUUCUUCCCAGGUCCUGCCUACACCCGCGGGUUUUCGGGAGUCUCUCUGUGCUAGGGGUGGCCUGGCAGUGUGGAACAGGACUCGGGCUUACUGCAGGGAAACCACUCGGACUUGCUGCUGCUGCUGGAAAACCCGCCUGCUGAAAAGCCUCAGCUCCUGCUGGUUACAGUGGGAGUGAGAGGUGCUUGACCCCUUCCAGUGGGGCUCAGCGUUCCUGCUGGGAGGGACACUGGUUUCCAGCUGGUGUCCCAGUCCUGGAGAGGCACCCGUGUGUGGGGGAGGGGUUGCUCUCUUGCUUGAGGAGGGGGAGAGAGCUUGAGAGCUGUUGGAGUGCAUUGUCUGUAAAAGAGUUAUUGAUCUGAAUGUUUAUUCUAGAUUUCUAUUUUAAUGAUGUUUCCUUGAUCAGGAGUAACCUUCCCCAGAACUGGAUGAGCUUGAAUGUCAGGUCCCUGCUCCGGGGUCUGAGGUGGGAACUCCUGAACCAAGGGGUGAUGUUUGGACUGCUGGGGGCACCUUACCUAAAUUUUAAGAUGGGAAGGAUUUUAUAAACUGUUAUCCUGCCUUCUUAGCCUGUGGGGAAGACAAAAGCCUUCCUGGGUGCAGGGAGCUGCUGACAUCCAAGUCUGGAUCCUGGUGUCCAUGCAGACCAUUUGGGUGGAAAUGGUGGUUUUCCACCAAGAGCUGUUUGGACACCAUGUGCCCCUCUUGCUGCAUGCAUCCUGAGCAGUGAGGUGUCUGACUCGGGAUACCUGCAGCAGGAGGUGUCUCCUGUUGGUAGGUAGAGUUGCUUUACUGUUUUGGUUUUUGGCUUUUUUUUUAAAGAUGAGAGACGUGAACUUUUAGUGAAAAGGCAGUGCUGGAGAUCUCUGCUGAGAUUACCAAACUUUGCUGACAGUUACCAAACUACACUGACAGUUAAACCCCCCCAUCUCUCCUUGGCCACAGGAGUUGCUGUCAGGAAGUGUGCAAACUUGCCUGGUUUUCAGAUUCAUCUCCCAGUGUGAGCAUUGGUUUCCUCACUCCAAUAUCUCGGCUUCCACCUCCCCCCCCCCCGAGUUUCCUCCCUCUCCGCCCCGCACACCAUUUUACUGACAUUAACUCUUGCUGUUUCAUUCUUGGCUUUUGCUCCCUUUAACAAAUAAAUGCAUGUACCAAUAAUUUUGGACAGUUCCUGUUACUUUUGAUCAAGCAGCUCCCGGGACUGAUUUCAAGGGGGCCAAAGGGGGAAUGAAACAAACGCAACCCCGCUGCUGCUCCCCCGGCAGCCAGCGCAGCCCCCGCCCCCUCGGGCAGGCUCCGGCCAUCCUCUCCGCUCUGUCCCUCCACCCCCACGGGCGGCUCCCAGCUCCCAGCAGCAAUCCCGGGGCUCUCAGGUCCGUUGAGAAGUUCUUCAUGGUAAGUUGCUGACAAGUAUUUAGCGAUCUCAGCGUAAUUCUGCAUCGCUCAUAGUGUCGUGACAGGGUUGAGAGCAUGUGCCCUGCAGCACCCUUCAGCCCCCUCCCAGCCCUUUCUGCUCCUCUCUGAUGGGCUUUACUGAUUCCCCCCUUCCCGUGCAAAUGAUGUCAUGUUUCAACUAUUUGCCUUCCAGCCCUGAGGUGCUGGACUUGAGUCUCUCCCGAGGCUCCUACACCAGCAGCUCUGUUUCCGCAGGGAUUAUAGCCAAGCUCAGACCUCGCCGAAGUAGAGUUUGUUUUUGUUUUUUAUUUUAAUAACUGCUGUAACCCUCCCCUUGUAUUACAGACCUAGCUGACAGCAUAAACACCCAUGUGUCACACAGAUCCGCCGGGGUUGACUCGACCACGGAACACAGCUCUCUAGUGUUUUCUGAUUUUCAGGGAGUUUCAAGGUUGUCGAGUCCCAGCUUCCUGUGCACCCCAGGGAAUGACAUUUCAUCCAGAACCCCUGUGCUCAGCCUGCUAGCUCUGCUUGCAGAACAUCAGGCAGAGGACAUCAGAAGUCAGUUGUCCUCCUCAGCAACAGACCUGGUGGUUUUUCAGCUUCGCUGCUUUAAAAAGCAAAAGGAAUUAUUAAUUCCAACCAAUUUCUAGGCUGUGGUUCCUUUCAUGGUGACAUCCUGUACAGGCUGAGCUGUGUUUAUAUCUUUGAAACCACGCUUGUGUUCUUUUUUUUUGACCUGGGUCUGACUGUGGGUAGGGCCACAGCCUGGCUCCGUUUCAGCUGCAACAGGGGAGAGGAGUUUCUUGAUGAUGUAUUCUGAUCACUCUUCUUUGGGACCAUGGUGCCUUUUUAAUCAGGACAGUAAAUCUUGUCCCAAGAUUCUGUACUUUUGUACGUUAACAGUUGUUGACUCUCCUUUUUUGGUGUGUCCCAAAAUAAAUUAAUAUAACAUA